UUUACAAAACCAGCACAUUUUAUACAGUGAGAUGCAGUGGGUACUGAUGGCAGAUAUUCAGGCCCUGGCACUGUAACACUGGCACUUAUACACAACUUUGGUUUGUUUCCCAUCUAUGCAGUCACAUGAGGGCUUCACUCUAACUAGAAAUGUACAAAACGGUGAAAAAAGUGCAAAAACAAACAAAAAAUAAAAAUAAAAGAACAAUUAGCUUUUUGUGGGGCAGAGAGUUACUUUAGGACUAGAGAAACGGUUAAAAGGAUAUUACAGAUGCCAGGUGACAAAAAGCUAUUUAAUUUCAGUUAGUCAUAUAUACAGUACCUGUGAGAGUGGGAUGAAAUCUGCAGCAAAUUUACAGAGCUAGUGGGGUUCACAGGUAAUCAGUCUUCAUUUAUGCAGUGUCUUCCUCUCCCCAGUCCUGCCUACAUCUGUGGCUUGAUUGGUCAAUUUCACUGGCUGUCUCAGAGCUACACUCUGAUUGGAUAAGCCACAAGAAGAAAUAUCCAAUCAGAUUGCAGCUGAUUAUACAGCAGAACUGGAGUUUGCAUGACAGGACAAACCUACUAAGAUGUUAAAGUAUCAGUGCAGAGAAAGUCAAGUACAGAGUGAGGCUUUUUUUUUUUUUUGCUAAUGUGCCAAGCAGGUUUGGGGAGGCUUAGCCUUCCCUAGCCUUAUUGAAAAUCCACCUAUGAGUGGGACAAAUGUCUGACACGUUUAAAUAUUUGCAGAACUGAACACACAGACACUGACCUUCAGGAACCUCUUCAACCUCCCUAUCAGUUCUAUAAGCUAGCAAUACAUAUACGUCUAUUAUAUACGUAGGUAUAAGGCAAUUUUUCCACAGUUUGGUUAAUAUCACAUUACUAUGAAAUAUGGCACGGCGCUACAAUAGCGACGUGAAUCUGAAAUGCCUCUUAUGCCUCACAAUGCAUUUUACGGCACCUGCUCAAUUCUUUGCCCGCAGCUCCCCCUACUGGCUGAUGUAGUUUGCUUGAUUUGUAAUGCCUACUGGCAAUUUGCCGCCUGCGAAAUCACUGCAGUGGUUGAUCAGACCAAAGUAGCUGCUGAUGCUGCAGGUGAACCUAAGAGGGGAAGCAUGAAGAGGCUGUGCAAUGAACGGAAUCCAGGUAAGGGGCUGCUGAGGAAAUAGUGCUGGGAAUGCUGGAAUGCUUAGCUUGUUAUGUCAGAUGGACAAAUUGGGUUUAUACAAACAUCUAAACCGAGGCAAAGAGUCCGACGCUGUAGUGUGCAAGAUUUAUGCAAUUUGAAUUGGCUAGAAUAUAGCAGCGCCCCCUGCGGUUGAAGCGGAGUAACACUCUGACAAUGAUACCCCUGCAAACUGAGAUAAUAACAGAAGAAUUACUAGUAAGUCUCUGCAGGAAUAAGUGUUAAGGUAACUACAGGGAGCUCCUCUAACAGUCCCAGGUAAUAAUUUAAACUAUGGCUGACCUGAUAUGACUCCCUCUCAGCAUCCCUACACAGUAUGUCUCAGGAGGAUUGCCCUAAACGUCAUGCCAUUACGACUGUAUCUAUGCACUACAUCGGAUCUCUCGCUGCAGUUGCCUAACAUGCCUAUAAAUGCCACAGAAGAACAUCUGAGUAGGUUCCCAUUCCUGCAAGCUCCGGUUCUGCUGUAUUAUCAGCUGCACUCGGAUGUAGGCAGGACUGGGGAGAGGAAGACACUGCAUAAAUGAAGACUGGUAGGAGGAUUGUGCAGGCUGUAGCUACCUGAGAACCCCACUAGCUCUGUAAAUUUUUGCAGAUUUCAUCCCACUUCCACAGAAAUGAGCAAGUUCUAGUUGACUUGUCCCAGGCAGGAUGCUGCUUCGCGUCUCUCUUUUGUUCUUUCAGCCACUUUUUCAAAGAGGGCUUGGGGAACCCCUCCAAAAGGAUGAGACUGAGGGUGCAUCUUGUGAGGGAGGUGGACCAUCCCUUUCAUGGUAUAUGAAUGGGGUGAAGCAAGAGGAAGGGCUUGGCAGGGAGCCCCCAUUUUUGCUACCUGUGUACCCUGGGAGUUCCAGCGUGCUUACACUUGUCGAAACCAGAGGAGAAAACUGCAGUGAUGCAUGGCUGAAAGGAGAGGAGCUACUGAGUGUGCACUUCCCUCCUGAUUCUCCAGUUAAUUCAGCCCAUACACCUGGAAUCUCCCUUCUCCUUCUCUUAGUGGUCCGAACUCAGCCGGCUUCCACUUUCACCCUGCGGGACCAUGAUGGACGAAAAACACUCAAUUCUUCCCGUCUUCUGCUGCUGGAUACUAGGAAUUUAGAUACCAAUGGUAGCCUAAGGGUGAAGGUCAGCACUGAGGAGAGAGGAGUCAGCCACACAUCUGUAAGUGCCCUGGGCCUCCUCUCUUCUCACGUUGAAGUGCCCCUUUUUGCCUUGGUUGUUGGGGGAGCAGGAGUGGUUGCUGGCAUCCUGCUUGUGAAUGCACUGGUCUGUUGUCUUCUGUUGAAGAGAAAGAGACGGAGUUAUGGAGUAAGAAAUCAGCUUACCCUAAGUACUUCCAAUAAUAUGAAACUUAACAACAGUUGUCUUCCUCGGGAGCAUAUGUCUCUACCAUCCAACCUACAGCUUAAUGAUCUUCGUCCCCAAGCUAGAGGACCCCUUGGUAGCUCAGAGGGGGAAACACAGGAGGAUGCAUCUCUGAGAUGUGGAAAUUUAGAUGACACAGGGUUUGACCGGUUUCCUUUGGUGGGCUACAUUUAUAAAGCAUCCAGUGUAAGCAGCGAUGAAAUUUGGCUCUAAGUACUUCAUGAAAGCUAUAGUUUUGGACUUCUACAACUGAGUUGUGGUUUUCCACCACAUUGGAUCUACAAACCUGUAGCAUGUACUAGGGUGCAGAAUAAGGUCUUCAUCUUAUCUGGGCAUUAGGAUUGUGUCUGGCCAUUCUGAUAAUACUAUAGCCUGGCACAACUCUCACAGGCCAGUCUACAAGAUUUAAUCUGUGUUAGAAUAUUUAGGGGGAAAAGGUGCAGAACUAUGCUGCUGCUAGCUGUUUGUGAUAAUGACAAAACUACAACCUUUUCUAACCUCAUUUAGGUUUCAGGCUAAAAUACAUAAGGCACAGACAGAACAAGAUAAUUCUACACAAAACCCUAUACUAUAAAGUGAUUACUAGCUUUAUACACUCCAUAUUAUGAGCUUGUUUAUAGAUGCAGUGGUAAGAACUAUUAUCUGGCUGCAGAUAUAAUCAACAAGGCCAUGCUGUAAUAAGCAAUAAAAGGUCAGUAGCAAAAUUUAUAGUAUACAGGGGUUCUUUGCAAGAACUGUAUCAAAACUUGGAUGUCCAUUUAUAAAAUGUUGAAUUUUUAGUUCUGAAAGUAAAGAAAUUUACUUAAUUUUGGUCAGGUGUGACCAAAGUUUAGCUGAAAUUUGUUAGUUCAUUAUUUCUGUUACAAAAAAGAAACACCAUGAAGAACUGCUCUCAUAUUUUGGGCAAAAUGAGAGCAGUCACUAGUAUUUUCCUGCCUUCUGCAAACUUUGUUGAAGCUGUUGAAAUGAUAUUGAAAUAAUGGGAUUUCGGUAACAUUUUACUACUUGGACGGAAUUUCCACCUCUAUAGAACAACUUGGAAACUUUUUGAAGCUUUAUUAAUAGGCAGGUCAAGCAUCAAUAGAAAGUGGUGCAGGCAUAAAAAUCAUAACUGUUACAUUGUAGAAGCUGUAGAAAUAGUGCAGCAGGCCAAUGGUACUAGGCAUGAUUCCAUACAUUGUUGGGAUCCAGUACCUCCAUGGGUGGAUGACAAGCAUCUGAUCUGAAAUUGCACACACACAGAUCCAAGCUAUUGGAAAUUAAUACAGAUCCCUCCCCCGAACUAUAGCUAUAAAAUGCUAUGUCUCAUUACCAAAAGAGAUGUUCUGUGCACCACUACUGUUAAAGGAUUUUAAUCCAUGUUUGUAUUUAAUUUUAGGAUCAAAAUCAACUAGUUAUAUAACAUUUAAAAUGCAGAUGAUUCAGUAUACAGGUAUAAUCAUCGAUUUCACGUUUCAUAAGGACAAAUACAAUAGAAGAAUUUCUGUAGUGGCUGCCUGCAAUAAUGCAUUGCUAGUGUUAUAUAUUUCAAAAAAAUAAAAAUAGCACAGCACUGGGUACAUUCCCAUCACAGUAUCACUAUACUGUCCAUUUGCAAUGGAAUAGUCAUAUGUGUUGAGCAAUACUCUAGCAAGCACUAACUGCUUCCUAUCUGCAUGUUUUCUCCUUGCAUUUGCAACCUAUUUCUGUCAAAUUAUUAGCAAUUAAUGGCACUGUCCUACUCUUAAUAUAUGCUUUUCAAACACUGUUCUAAGAUUAGUAUUCCUAUUGCUUAUGCAGCUUUCCAAUGAGAUGUAUGCAGCAGCAGCAGAAUAUUGUGCUUAUUUAGCAAUAUGGUGCAAAUUCCUGUGUUUCACAACCUGGGGAUUAGGGGUUAGUCCUCUGAAAUAUGUGGAUUACAAAAUGUACGAACUAUCAAACGAUAUAUAAUAAUGACUGUCAGUGAUUGCUGCCUUUAUACUUUGAAUUAAAUAAAAAAGGCUCCUUAGUUUCUCAUUUAUUGGGAUUAAAAGCA
This is a messenger RNA of Xenopus tropicalis (tropical clawed frog), 4546 nucleotides long. It is a transcript of the gene tmem25, whose product is annotated as transmembrane protein 25. NCBI's taxonomy places the organism in Eukaryota, Metazoa, Chordata, Amphibia, Anura, Pipidae. The record is from RefSeq and is a predicted model, not a curated record. The coding region runs from base 1819 to 2745 and encodes 308 amino acids. The transcript is spliced from 9 exons.